AUGGCGGUGCUUGGAACGGUUUUCCUGCUUUUCAUGCUGGACUUGAAAACGCUGAACUUGACCCGGCUGAAUGGACUGCUGGUGGAACCAACCAGGGAUUUGCCACAGCUGGAACUUUGGCUGCGAGCGGGUUCAGAUCAUCAGGACGCGGAGAAUCCCUAUGUCCAGUGGUUUCUGUUACGAACGGAAAUCCCGCUGAGCAUCGUUACCUAUCAGGAGAAUCGCUAUUGGAUGGACGAUCCGUUUGGUCGAAGGAAUCUAGUCCUGGUGAUGAGUUUGGAUCAACUUUUGACUAAUCGUGGAGCGGCUGCACCGAUUCAGAAAGCUAGUACUUUCUUCUACAUCCUGGCAGAUCAAGACAAGGAUCUUUCCGCGGAUGAACAACUCCGCUUGGAGGGCAGCUGUCGACAGUUGUGGACGCAGCACAAAGUCUAUAAUCGCUUUUUCCUAACCAGAGAUGGUGUUUGGAUCUAUGAUCCCUUCAAGCGUCGCGAUUCCGCCUUUGGACGAUUGGUGCGUUAUUACGGUUCGGAGACCCUGGAUAAAUUGCUCUUCCGCGAUAUGGCUGGCUAUCCACUGCGCAUCCAGAUGUUUAGGUCCGUCUACACUCGUCCGGAAUUCGAUAAGGAAACCGGUCUGCUGACCAGAGUCACUGGCGUGGACUUUCUGGUGGCCCAAAUGCUCAGGGAGCGAUUGAAUUUCACCAUGCUACUGCAGCAGCCGGAAAAAAAAUAUUUUGGAGAACGCUCUGCGAAUGGAAGCUACAAUGGCGCCAUCGGUUCGAUCAUCAAAGAUGGCCUGGACAUUUGCCUAACGGGAUUCUUCGUCAAGGAUUAUCUGGUGCAGCAGUACAUGGACUUCACUGUGGCCGUGUACGACGAUGAAUUGUGCAUAUAUGUGCCGAAAGCCAGUCGUAUACCGCAAUCAAUAUUGCCAAUAUUUGCAGUUGGCUAUGAUAUUUGGCUGGGAUUCGUGCUGACCGCCUUUGCUUGUGCUCUAAUUUGGCUAACAUUGCGGGUGAUUAAUCUGAAGCUGAGGAUAGUGAGUCUGGGCAAUCAGCAUAUUGUGGGACAGGCAUUGGGCAUUAUGGUCGAUACUUGGGUGGUUUGGGUGCGUCUUAACUUGAGCCACCUGCCAGCGAGCUAUGCCGAAAGGAUGUUCAUUGGAACGCUAUGUCUGGUGAGCGUGAUAUUUGGCGCCAUUUUCGAAUCCAGUUUGGCUACGGUGUACAUACAUCCAUUGUACUAUAAGGAUAUAAAUACCAUGCAGGAGCUGGAUGAAAGUGGCUUGAAGGUGGUCUACAAAUACUCAUCGAUGGCGGAUGAUCUGUUCUUUAGCGAAACAUCGCCUGGAAUCGAGAUCUACGUGCGGAUGUCAUCGAUGAGGUGGCCAGAUUUAGGAACAAGGCUGGAGUCUCCAGAUAUACCUCCUUAAUAUUGGAAUCCUCGCAUUUCACGCUGCUCCGUAAGAUUUGGGUGGUUCCCGAGUGUCCCAAGUACUAUACCAUCUCGUAUGUGAUGCCGAGGGAUUCGCCAUGGGAAGAUGCUGUAAAUGCGUUGCUUUUAAGAUUCCUGAAUGCUGGACUGAUUGUCAAAUGGAUACAGGAUGAGAAGUCCUGGGUGGACAUUAAAAUGAGGUCAAAUAUCCUGGAAGCCGAUGCCGAAUCCGAGCUUGUGAGGGUCCUAACUAUUGGGGAUCUGCAGUUGGCCUUCUACGUGGUUAUCGGUGGUAAUUUGUUGGCUUUUCUUGGCUUUCUAGCCGAGCAUUUCAGGUGGAAACUGCAAAAGAAGGGGGUAUAG
This is a messenger RNA of Drosophila melanogaster (fruit fly), 1799 nucleotides long. RefSeq names its product ionotropic receptor 10a (gene Ir10a). Gene Ontology annotation, cellular component: plasma membrane. The transcript has 2 exons. Gene Ontology annotation, biological process: monoatomic ion transmembrane transport; detection of chemical stimulus involved in sensory perception. Lineage: Eukaryota; Metazoa; Arthropoda; Insecta; Diptera; Drosophilidae. The record is from RefSeq and is marked reviewed.